CAUGUAACCCUCCAGUUACGGUAAACAUGGUUUGUCGUGGAUUCUGCUUCUGCGGGUGUUGAGCAACUUCACAGUGAGAUGUUCCGCAAGGAAUAAGACUGUCUUGGAGUUAACUACUAUUGGGAAAACGUUUCUCAAAGGAACCCAAGGUAUUUUCCUCACUACCAUGAGCAACAAACAUCACCCUCCCCUCAUGAAGAAGCACAGUCAGACGGACCUCGUCAGUCGACUGAAGACCCGCAAGGUCCUUGGUGUUGGAGGCGAGGAUGAUGAUGGUGAGAUCCACAGGUCUAAGAUCAGCCAAAUGCUUGGCAACGAAAUGAAGUUUGCGGUACGAGAGCCAAUAGGUCUACGGGUAUGGAUUCUCAUAUCCGCUGUGCUGUUCACAAGCAUGGCCUUGAUAGCAUUGGUACUCCCCAGUCAGCUCUAUGAGUUUGUGUUUGAGCUCACCACCACCCAGGUCUCCAUUCGACUCUAUGGUGGAGCACUUCUCAGUAUCUCUUUAAUCAUGUGGAAUGGCCUGUACACAGCAGAGAAGGCCAUCCUCCAGUGGACCCUCCUAACAGAAGCAAGUUACCUGGCUGUCCAGUUCCUAGUUACGUCUGUCACGCUGCUGGAUGUUGACCAGGUUUCAAACCCAGCCUCUCUCCUCCUCACCAGUGAAGUCAUAUUCCUUCUCAUCACCCUGCUUUACUACCAUCAGCUUGGCCGCAAGUUCAAGAAGAUAUGAAAGACUCUCUCUACUACAUACAGUGGAUGAGUAGAUGGAAAGAUGUAGCAUAAAACAAGAUCAGUGUUACGUUUUGUUGCACCCCAGUAAACUCACCUACAAAUAUGGGUCCACCUUGGGCACCAAGCUUUUAGGGGGACUCAAAUAAAGCCUUAACUGUUGGUGUGUGAGUUGUAUACACUGAUAUAACUAUAUUCUGAGAUUGGAUCAUAGGACUAAGAACCAGGGAAUGCAAAAGCAGUGACAAGGAUGUAUUUUGUUUAUUUUUUUGUAUGCUUUUAACUUAUUCUGAGGACGAACAAACACAGAGCAAAGUCAGUUAAGGAUUUGUGCAUGAAAUAGACAGCUGAGGUGAAUUCAUCUUCAAAUAUUACAAGUCAAAGCUACUAUAUUGAUCUUUGGAACUGAAACAUAGUAGUUUAUAGACGAUCACCCAAAACACUUUUAUUCAUUCACUACCGGUCAAUAUUGGGUUAUUUAGACAUAGAAAAGCGACAACCAUUAAAAAUCGAUGUGGUAAUUUAUCUUUCUUUCUUGGUUGUACAAAUGCAUUUUAUAUUCAAACGCCAAAAGGGCGGUUGUAAUAGCAUUGUGGAUUUACAUUCCUAUAUUUAAGAUGUUAAAGUAGAAAGGAUCAUUUAUUUUGUCCGGUGACUGAUUUAUAAAUGUUAAAGUGAGUUAGACAGCACAUUUUAUGUGUAGCACAAAAGAGUUUUGUUAAAAUACUUGAGAAUUUAGUUGAAUAUGCUGCAGUUGUGUCAAAUGUUCUUAUAUUUGCUUAAAGAACUUCAUAUGAGUUUUGAAGGAUCCUGUGUCUUUGGUUACAGUGCUGUUGAACUUUUAAUUUGACCUCUUAAUUGGUGUUUAAAUGUGACAGUGAAUCACUGUAAAAUCUUUACACCAAUACACUUUGGAAUUGUUGCACUUUUUAACAAUAUUUCUAGGGGUGGCAAAUCCUAUUAAAUUCCAUUUUGGAAUUUAAUGGAACCUUUUGGUGACUUUGGGGAAACUUUGGGAAUGUAAGCUGGAAUCAUAUUAAAAUAAAUAUAUGCUUCCAACUGUUAGUUUUGGCGUUGAAGCUCAUCCAUUACAUUAAUGGAUUAUACAUAAAUUUGAUGACAUCACAAAUGUAACACCCCUAAGGGCUUCAUUCAUAAUGUUGUGAUAUGAAUUUCAGGGUUUGUAAUUUGUUGUGAAUACAUUUAAUAAUGAAUGGUUCUCUAUGGUCAUCAUGUCAAAUGAAAAACCAUACCAGACAUACACUAUUUCUUUAAAAAAAAAAUAUUGUGUUGUUAAAGACUGGGAAAUUUAAUCCUAAUUUAAACUAAAGUAAAAAUAAUAUCAAAAUAACAAUAAUUUGUUGCCUCACCGUUGGUAUUAACAAUAAUAAUGAUUUAUAUCUGAUAUGUUUCACAAACAGAUACCAAGAAAAUGCCAUCUCUUUGCAGACCCAAACAUUCCCUAAAUUAGCAUUAUCUUCUGAAUUUCAUAUUUGCUUCGUAGUGCACAUGGGACCAUAGCAAUUUUGAAUGUAAUGCUUUAGAAAUAUGUUAAUUAUUCUGUAUCUGUUUGGUUUUCUGUGUCAUCAACCGUCAAACAUUACCAUAUAGAGUACAAUAAAUGUAAUAUUUUUCAAU
Molecule: messenger RNA, 2367 nt
Organism: Osmerus eperlanus (European smelt)
Lineage: Eukaryota; Metazoa; Chordata; Actinopteri; Osmeriformes; Osmeridae
Product: tumor protein p53-inducible protein 11-like
Exons: 8
Coding region: 167-730 (187 amino acids)
Source: RefSeq, a predicted model, not a curated record